This is a messenger RNA of Xenia sp. Carnegie-2017, 1593 nucleotides long. RefSeq names its product abnormal spindle-like microcephaly-associated protein homolog. Gene Ontology annotation, molecular function: protein binding. The record is from RefSeq and is a predicted model, not a curated record. Gene Ontology annotation, biological process: mitotic cell cycle; spindle organization; establishment of meiotic spindle localization. The transcript has a single exon. Bases 78 to 1355 code for a protein of 425 amino acids. NCBI's taxonomy places the organism in Eukaryota, Metazoa, Cnidaria, Anthozoa, Malacalcyonacea, Xeniidae. Gene Ontology annotation, cellular component: spindle pole.
AUCAUCUACAACGAGGUGCUUGUAUUACCAUUCAGGCUAAUGUAAGAAGAUGGUUAUGCAGAAAACGAUAUCAGAGCAUGCGCGAAGCGAUUGGAACAAUCCAGUUAUAUUAUAGAGCAAGUUAUUGGGCCAAAGUGGAACGGAGGAUGUUCCUUAAAACAAGGAGUGCGAUCGUGACCAUGCAGGCGUUCAUACGUGGCUGGUUAGCACGUCGCAAAAUUGAACGACAACGCGCUGCUACACGUAUUCAAAGUGACUGGAAGAUGCAUGUUGCAAGACAAAGGUAUUUAUAUCAACGUGCAUGUGUUUUACGGAUACAAUGUUAUUUCCGUUUGUGGAUGAACUGUAAAAGAUACAUCACCUUGAGAAAAACGGCAAUAAUUCAACAUGGUUACCGUAGGUACAGACAACGUCGUUUGGUCAACAAAAUUUUGGAAGCUGUUUCUUCUCAAAAAAAUGCUGCUUUGGUCCUUCAGCAACGACUUCGUGCUAAUAUGGCGGCCAAGAGCAUUCGUCAGCAUUAUCUUCUUUUGAAAAGAUCCUCUGUACUUAUACAAGCUUCCUAUCGUGGUCACUUAGCUCGAGCUCAUGGCGCCAGGAUUCGUUCUGCCAUCGUGAUACAGUCGUACUAUCGCGGACACCGGCAGGCAACUGAGUAUAGGGGGAUAAAAAAUGCCAUAAUCUUUGUCCAAGCUCUAACUCGAAGGAAUCAAGCAUUUGAGAGAUAUAGAAGUCUAAAAACUACUGCGUUGGUUGUUCAACGUCAUCGUAGAGCAGUUGUGAUUGGUUGCAGACAAAGAAAGAUGUUCUUAAAGAUGAAAGUAAGUGCUAUAAAAAUGCAAAGUUGCUAUCGAGGUUAUAGAGCACGGAAGGCGUAUAAACUUAUAAGACAAGCUACCAUAAAGAUUCAGAGCUUUAUCCGUGGAAUAAUAGCCCUAAAUAGAUAUGAGAAACUACGCAAAGCCAUUGUAAUACUUCAAACCAGAGAAAGAGCGAGAAUACGUGGAAAAGAAGAAAGAACAUCAUAUUUAAAGCUGAAAAAAUACACCAUUUCUAUGCAGAGUUUAUUUCGUGCAAAACGCGAUGAAAUGAGUUACAUGCUUAUUCGAAACACCAUUAUAAAGCUUCAAGCUAUGUUGCGUGGGAAACAUGCACGAAAAGUGUUUCAAAGAUCACGUUCAGCUGUUAUCGUGUUGCAACGUGCACAACGAGCACGGAUGUUGGGAAAACGAGAACGGAUUCAAUUCAUGAAAAAACGAAAUAGUACUGUACGUAUUCAAAGUCUUAUAAGAAUGCACUCACAGCGAACACGCUAUUGCAAAUUACGACACGCGGUAAUCAUUGCACAAUACUAAUCAGCGCGCAAAACUUACCAAACAAUGCGUACAGCUGCCAUAAUUAUUCAAAGAGCGGAACGUGCCAGAGUUCUUGGGAAGCAACAGAGAGUGGAAUUUUUAAAACUGAAAUGUAAAGCUGUUUUAAUUCAGAGUUUGGUACGAUGUCACACACAAAGAAUACGUUAUCUUAAAAUAAAACACGCUACCAACAUCAUUCAAGCGUAUGUUCGUGGCAAGAAAACACGACGUUUUUAUA